Messenger RNA from Drosophila suzukii, 2820 nucleotides. RefSeq names its product Iron regulatory protein 1A (gene Irp-1A). Gene Ontology annotation, biological process: tricarboxylic acid cycle; citrate metabolic process. Gene Ontology annotation, cellular component: mitochondrion; cytosol. NCBI's taxonomy places the organism in Eukaryota, Metazoa, Arthropoda, Insecta, Diptera, Drosophilidae. The record is from RefSeq and is a predicted model, not a curated record. Gene Ontology annotation, molecular function: iron-responsive element binding; aconitate hydratase activity; 4 iron, 4 sulfur cluster binding.
UCCAAUUUCUCCACCAUGUCCGGCUCCGGUGCCAAUCCCUUUGCCCAGUUCCAGGAAUCAUUCACCCAGGAUGAUGUCUACAAGUACUUUGAUCUGCCCUCCAUCGACAACAAAUAUGAUUCACUGCCCUUUUGCAUUCGCGUUCUACUGGAAUCCGCGGUGCGCAACUGCGACAACUUCCAUGUGCUGGAGAAGGAUGUGCAGAGCAUCCUGGGAUGGACACCAUCGCUGAAGCAGGGGACCAGCGAUGUGGAGGUCUUUAAGCCGGCGCGUGUUAUUUUGCAGGACUUUACUGGCGUUCCCGCCGUCGUGGACUUCGCUGCUAUGCGGGAUGCGAUCCGCCAACUGGGCGGCAAUCCUGAGAAAAUCAAUCCCAUCUGCCCUGCCGAUCUGGUCAUCGACCACUCCGUUCAAGUGGAUUUUGUCCGCUCCUCGGACGCAUUGACCAAGAACGAGUCGUUGGAGUUCCAGCGCAACAAGGAACGCUUCACAUUCCUCAAAUGGGGAGCCCGUGCCUUUGACAAUAUGCUGAUUGUGCCACCCGGCUCUGGUAUUGUUCACCAAGUCAACCUGGAGUACCUAGCACGAGUGGUCUUCGAGAAUGAGGAUUCCAGCGAUAAUUCCAAGAUCCUGUAUCCGGAUAGUGUCGUGGGAACCGACUCCCACACCACCAUGAUCAAUGGACUGGGUGUGCUGGGCUGGGGCGUUGGUGGCAUCGAGGCGGAGGCCGUGAUGUUGGGCCAGUCCAUCUCCAUGCUGCUGCCGGAAGUGAUUGGCUAUAAGCUGGAGGGAAAACUGGGCCCUCUGGCCACCUCCACAGAUCUUGUGCUGACCAUCACCAAGCAUUUGCGUCAGCUGGGCGUCGUGGGCAAGUUCGUGGAGUUCUACGGUCCCGGCGUGGCGGAGCUGAGCAUUGCAGAUCGCGCCACCAUCAGCAAUAUGUGCCCGGAAUAUGGAGCCACUGUUGGCUAUUUCCCCAUCGAUGAGAACACGCUCAGUUACAUGCGGCAGACCAAUCGCUCCGAAAAGAAGAUUGACAUUAUCCGGCAGUAUUUAAAGGCUACUCGACAGCUGCGUGACUAUGCCCUUGAGGACCAAGAUCCCCAGUAUACGGAGUCCAUCACUCUGGAUUUGUCCACCGUGGUCACUUCGGUUUCGGGACCCAAGCGGCCGCAUGAUCGCGUCUCGGUCUCCAGCAUGUGCGAGGACUUUAAAUCGUGCCUUACCAGUCCCGUGGGCUUCAAGGGAUUCGCCGUACCACCAAGUGCCUUGACUGCCAGUGGCGAUUUCCAGUGGGACGAUGGAAAGACUUAUAAGAUUGGCCACGGAUCUGUUGUGAUUGCGGCCAUCACUUCCUGCACGAAUACCUCGAACCCCUCGGUGAUGUUGGGCGCAGGUCUUCUGGCCAAGAAUGCCGGAAAGGGCUUGAGUAUCCUGCCAUAUAUCAAGACCUCAUUGUCUCCUGGCUCUGGUGUUGUUACCUAUAUCUACGCGAACGGGGUGAUUCCCUACCUGGAGCAGCUGGGCUUCGAUAUUGUUGGCUAUGGCUGCAUGACCUGCAUUGGCAACUCAGGACCGCUGGAUGAGAACGUGGUGAACACCAUCGAGAAGAACGGACUGGUCUGCUGUGGAGUUCUGUCGGGAAACCGCAACUUCGAGGGUCGCAUACAUCCCAAUACCAGAGCAAACUAUCUAGCCAGUCCGCUGCUGGUUAUUGCCUACGCCAUUGCCGGCAGGGUUGAUAUUGAUUUUAAAACUGAGCCGCUGGGCGUGGAUGCCAACGGCAAGGAGGUGUUCCUGCGCGAUAUUUGGCCUACCCGCAGCGAAAUUCAGGAGGUCGCAAAGCACGUCAUUCCCGCCAUGUUCCAGGAGGUGUACAGCAAAAUCCAGCUGGGUUCCAAGGACUGGCAAACGCUAGAAGUGUCCGAUGGCAAAUUGUAUCCCUGGAGUGGAAUAUCCCUAUAUCAAACGUCCCCCUUCUUCGAGGGAAUGACCAGGGAGCUGCCCCAGCUGAAAAGCAUCGAAAAGGCUCGCUGUCUGCUGCUGCUGGGUGAUUCGGUGACCACCGAUCACAUCUCACCAGCCGGAUCCAUUGCCCAGAGUCCUGCAGCGCGUUAUUUAUCAGAGCGCGGUCUGACCCCUCGCGAUUUCAAUUCAUAUGGCUCCAGACGUGGCAAUGACGCUGUGAUGGCCCGUGGAACCUUCGCCAACAUCCGCCUGGUGAACAAACUGGCCUCCAAGACCGGACCCAACACCCUGCACGUGCCCAGUGGCGAGGAGAUGGAUAUCUUUGAUGCGGCGGAGCGGUAUGCGGGCGAGGAAACGCCUCUUGUACUGGUCGUGGGCAAGGACUACGGCAGUGGGAGCUCCCGCGAUUGGGCCGCCAAGGGCCCAUUCCUGCUGGGCAUCAAGGCGGUAGUCGCAGAGUCGUACGAGCGCAUUCACCGCUCCAAUCUGGUGGGCAUGGGCAUCAUUCCAUUGCAGUUCCUGCCGGGACAGAGUGCCGAAACCCAUCUGACUGGCAAGGAGCUAUACAACAUUGCCCUGCCUGAGGGCGCUAAGCCGGGCCAGAGGAUCACAGUCGAGGCCGAUGGCGUCGUCUUUGAGACCACCUUGCGCUUCGACACCGAGGUGGACAUUACCUACUAUAAGAACGGAGGCAUUCUAAACUACAUGAUCCGCAAAAUGCUGGAUUAGUGAUUAGUGCAUUUGGUAACUUCUAUAUUCCAUGUGCAUUUUUAUCGACGGUUAUUUGUUAUUUUGUGACGGAAAAUAAAGAUUGUCACAUCACCUGAGAGGUGAUGAAAUCUUAUCUUUUAA